GAAGUUUCUGGCAUGCCAGAGUCAUUCUGUCUUCCAUGGGACUUCUUUCUUGAACAACUUUCAUUGAAAAGACUUUUAUGAAUACAUUGUUUCAGUAAAGCCCCGAAGAACACAUUUGUCGUCUGAUCUGCUGGCAGUUUUAAGAAUCUGAUGAUCUCCAAGAGGACCCCCAACUCAGCUAUCAAAGUGCUGCUGCCUCCCAGGAUGCUUGUAAUUCAAUGGUAGAUGCAGGUGGAAUUGAGAGCAUCACUCAGUGUCCUCAGGAGCUUCCCCAGAUGAUGGCUGCAGCAGCUGAUGGUUUGGGGAGCAUAGCAAUAGACACGACGCAGCUCAACAUGUCCGUGACAGAUCCCACAGCCUGGGCCACAGCUAUGAACAACUUGGGCAUGGUUCCCGUGGGGUUGCCUGGACAGCAGCUUGUAUCUGAUUCAAUCUGUGUCCCAGGCUUUGAUCCAAGCCUCAACAUGAUGACUGGAAUAACCCCCAUUAACCCAAUGAUACCAGGCCUGGGUCUAGUACCACCCCCACCACCAACAGAAGUGGCAGUUGUCAAAGAAAUAAUCCACUGCAAAAGUUGUACUCUUUUCCCUCAAAAUCCAAAUCUCCCACCUCCUUCCACAAGAGAACGACCUCCGGGGUGUAAGACUGUGUUUGUCGGAGGAUUACCAGAAAAUGCUACGGAGGAAAUUAUUCAAGAAGUCUUUGAGCAGUGCGGUGAUAUUACAGCCAUCCGAAAAAGCAAGAAGAAUUUUUGUCACAUUCGCUUUGCAGAGGAAUUCAUGGUUGAUAAAGCCAUUUACCUUUCUGGUUACCGGAUGCGAUUAGGGUCUAGCACAGACAAAAAGGAUUCAGGCCGCCUUCAUGUAGACUUCGCCCAGGCCAGGGACGACUUCUAUGAGUGGGAAUGCAAGCAGAGGAUGCGAGCCCGUGAGGAGCGGCAUCGUCGCAAGCUGGAGGAGGACCGGCUCCGGCCGCCCUCACCACCAGCCAUAAUGCACUACUCAGAGCACGAAGCAGCGCUGCUGGCAGAGAAGCUGAAAGAUGAUAGCAAGUUCUCCGAGGCUAUCACAGUACUGCUUUCCUGGAUUGAAAGGGGGGAAGUGAAUCGGCGUUCUGCAAACCAGUUCUAUUCCAUGGUGCAGUCGGCCAACAGCCACGUCCGCAGGCUAAUGAAUGAAAAAGCCACCCAUGAGCAAGAGAUGGAGGAGGCCAAGGAGAAUUUUAAAAAUGCCUUAACUGGGAUCCUCACUCAAUUUGAGCAGAUUGUGGCCGUUUUCAACGCUUCCACCAGACAAAAAGCUUGGGACCAUUUCUCGAAAGCUCAGCGCAAGAACAUAGACAUUUGGCGAAAGCAUUCUGAGGAGCUCCGAAACGCUCAAAGUGAGCAGCUCAUGGGCAUCCGUCGUGAAGAAGAAAUGGAAAUGUCUGAUGAUGAGAAUUGUGACAGCCCUACUAAAAAAAUGAGAGUCGAUGAGUCAGCCCUGGCUGCUCAGGCCUAUGCUCUUAAAGAGGAGAAUGACAGUCUCCGUUGGCAGCUGGACGCCUAUAGGAAUGAGGUGGAGCUGCUGAAACAAGAAAAAGAGCAGCUUUUUCGAACAGAAGAAAACCUCACCAAGGACCAGCAGCUGCAGUUCCUGCAGCAAACCAUGCAAGGCAUGCAACAGCAAUUGUUGACCAUCCAGGAGGAAUUAAACAACAAAAAGUCAGAACUGGAACAAGCAAAGGAAGAGCAGUCCCACACACAAGCUUUACUAAAAGUCCUCCAGGAGCAAUUAAAAGGUACAAAGGAAUUGGUGGAGACCAAUGGCCAUAGCCAUGAGGAUGCAAAUGAAAUCAAUGUGUUGACAGUUGCAUUAGUCAACCAAGAUCGAGAGAACAAUAUUGAGAAAAGAAGCCAAGGCUUAAAAUCAGAGAAAGAAGCUCUUCUAAUAGGCAUCAUAUCAACAUUUCUUCACGUCCAUCCUUUUGGAGCCAAUAUAGAAUAUCUUUGGUCAUACAUGCAGCAGCUGGACUCCAAGAUAUCCGCCAACGAAAUCGAAAUGCUUUUGAUGAGGCUGCCACGCAUGUUCAAGCAGGAAUUCACGGGCGUGGGAGCAACACUGGAAAAGAGAUGGAAGUUGUGUGCCUUUGAAGGAAUUAAAACUACCUAACUGUGAAGAGCAGGGAAUCUCGGGAAUUGAAACCCACUGAACGUGGCCAGGGCUGUGCAGCGGGAGAGCCGGAGGGCCAGGGCCGUCCAGCACCGGACCUGUGCUGAGCCAGCAAAGCCUGACUUGAGUUCCAUCUGUGGCGUUCUCUUGUGAGUGGAAAUGUAAUCGUGUACCAGUUCCUUAAUCUAAACAAAGCUUCAUACUGUGA
Molecule: messenger RNA, 2358 nt
Organism: Marmota flaviventris (yellow-bellied marmot)
Lineage: Eukaryota; Metazoa; Chordata; Mammalia; Rodentia; Sciuridae
Gene: Enox1
Product: ecto-NOX disulfide-thiol exchanger 1
Biological process (GO): ultradian rhythm
Cellular component (GO): plasma membrane; external side of plasma membrane
Molecular function (GO): RNA binding; NADH dehydrogenase activity; protein disulfide isomerase activity
Source: RefSeq, a predicted model, not a curated record